This is a messenger RNA of Lymnaea stagnalis (great pond snail), 5492 nucleotides long. The record is from the annotation of a GenBank genome assembly. Lineage: Eukaryota; Metazoa; Mollusca; Gastropoda; Lymnaeidae.
CCUUUCUGCUUUCUUGCAACCCUCCUGAUUUCUGACAACUCGUCUACUUCCUGACAACUUUUCUACAUUCUGACAAAUCUUCUACUUUCUGACAACCUUCCUACCUCCCGGCAACUUUCUGAAUUUCUGAUGACGAACGCUUCUACUUUCUGAUGACAACUAUUCUACUUUAUGACAACCCUCCUAGUUUUUGACAAAUUUUGUACUUUCUGACAACUCAUCUACUUUCUGACAGCUUAUCUACUUUCUUAAGCUGCAACUUACUGACCUUUUAGCUGCGAUAGUAUGACGCGAUAGUAUGACCAGUCAUAUCUACCAUUAAGACGCAAUACACUCCCUACUUAGACGCAAUAAACACGCUCUUAGACUGGAUACACCCACUGCUUAGACUCAAUACACCCACCGCAUAGACUCUAUACCGAUUUUUUUUCCUCAAUUAAAAAGCAGUGAAUCUUCGGCCAGUUAAUUGGUCUCCCAACAUCGUCAUUGAUCCGCUGGUCGUUAACUUUUCAAAUAGUCUCCGCGGUCAGCACUUCCCUCAGUCAUACACAACUCUACCCCCAGAGCCUGCGUAAGAAUGAAGUCAACACCUGGCAAAGUCAUCGUCACCCUCUUGAUUCUAUUCACGAUUGUGGAUGCCAGCACAGAACGCGGUCAGUAGUGAGCGUUUGUAACAAAAAAAAAUUGUAUCGUUGUUUUACUACAAAAUUACGUCUCGGAAACUGUUAGGCUAACUGCUUGUUUCUCUAGUGGAGUAUUUUAGAUAUUAGGUGUGAGGACAUCAGGGAAUAAAGAUCAUCCAUCGGCUACUUUAUUAUAAUCGCAUCAUUUUUUUUUUAUUUCUUAAACGCAUCCUUAAAAAAAAAAUUAGCAAUUUUGUACGUUUUUGUGUUCUGUGAAUAAAUUGUGUCGUGGUUAAAGAUUAUAUUUUUACCUACCGAUGGGUCGUCUUAUGAUUUUGAUAACGUAAUGUUGAUAGCGAACGAUUUUAAAUUUUUUUAAAACGGACGCAAAAAAAUAUAGUAAAGCUUUAUUUUUUUCGCAGUUGGCACAAGGUUUUAUUUAAAUUUACUAAUCAAGAUAUCUUCAGAAAACGAAAGGCUAGAGAAAAGAAUUGACUUCUUAAAAGAAAAAGUAUUCGAUAAUAUUUUUUUUUUAAAACUUUAAAAUGAAAUCUUUCGUGAACUAUAAAUAAUGUUACAAAAUAUUUUAAAAAAUUAGCAUGAUUAUUUUCUAAGGUAAGAAUACGAAAGUUUCUCUCAAAGACCCUUUUUUGGGGGGGGGGGCAGGGGGGCGGGGUAUUCCCAUGUUUCCACGGGGUUGAUAAACGUAUUCCCGGGUUUAUUAAACAAAAUAUUACUUUUCUUUAAGUAGGUUUUUAUCGAGAACCCUGUGUUGGAAUCUAGUUAUUCGACUGCAAACAUUUCCUUCCAGAGACAAAAAAGACUUGUGAUGAUGUCCACUGUCAGAACGGCGGCGUCUGCUCCAUAAGGCGCCAAAAACCUUUGUGUAAAUGCCUGGUCAACUUCAAAGGUCGUUACUGCGAGACACUAGGCAAGUAAUACUCUCUUCUAAUGCAAAGGUCACUGUUUUGUUGCCGGUNAUAUAAUAUAUAUAUAUAUAUAUAUAUGUAUAUAUAUUUAUAUUUAUGUACAUACAUUUAUAUUUAUGUAUAUACAUAGAGAGAGAGAGAGAUAUUUACUAUUUUUGAAAUUAAAUAGGUUUUAAAAAAAUAAAUUUAAUAAAGCAAUUAUAUAAUCUGGCAAGGUAGCUAUUUCGAUGCAAUUUUUUUUUUUUAAAAGAUAGAAAUACCUGUAGUUUACAACAAUGAAUUCAUCCAAAGAAAAUCUGAUUUGUCUAACUGGCAUAAGAAUCUACGGCUGCAUUCAUAUUUGGAUGAUGUAAGGUGGUCGUAGUCGAUUGCGACUAACGAACUAUAGAUAUCUUGCAUAAAAUGUUAUUAGUGCUUUAUAAAUACAUGUUUUAAAUUUUCAACAAAAACAAUGUCAUUAUUAUUUUAAUUUUUUUUAAAUUUAAUAUUCACCCAAAAUCACGUUGCUUUACAGCCUUGUAAGUUUAACCAGUCGAAAAAAAAAUGUCAUGAACAGUCAAAAAGAGUCAGAAAUAGUCACAGUCUGAAACGGGCAUAAACAGUCGCAAACAGUCACAAACAGUCAUAAACAAUCUCAAACAGUCUCAAACAGUCACAAACAGUCACAAACAGUCGCAAACAGGCAGGCCAUCGAUACAAUGUAAAAAAAAAAUGAAUGUAAAAAAAAUGACAUUGUUUUUUUGUUUUUUUUUAAAAUCCAGUUGACGCUGACCCAUGUACCCGUUACACUUGCUACAACGGAGGCCACUGCGUGUUUACCAACUCGGGUCCCAUUUGCAAAUGUGCUGAAGGUUUUCGUGGAAAAAGAUGCGAUCGAUACGGUGAGUGAAUUUUUUUAGUCAGUGAAAGGAUAACAAUCCAAAUGAGAAUUGGAUAAUCAUAUCAAACUUGAAUCGGCUAUUACUCUAAACCUGUAAUAUCCACCAGUAAUAUCCACCUGUCAUAUCCACCUGCAAUAUCCACUUGUAAUAUACCCCUGUAAUAUCCACAUGUAACAUCCAAACUACGCUCUUCCAUUGAUAAUAGAACCCUCUCAAUCCCAAGAACUAAAAAUUAGACCAUCGGUGAACGCUCCUUCUACUUCUAUGGGCCCACGUUCUGGAACCAGCUCCCCUUCCAUAUCCGUCAUUGUGAAACCUCGUCCACUUUUAAAAAGUCCCUUAAAACCCAUCUGUUUAGGUCCGCCUAUGACCUGUGAUGCACCCUCCUCGCCCUGCCUCAUUUUCUGUUCCUGUAGUAUAGGCCAAAACGUGCCAAAGUGUCCUCGUUUUAUAGCCAUUUUAAUUGUUUCUAUAGUAUAGUAGUUAUUAUCCUAGUGUCUCAUUUUUAUUUUACUUAGCUUACAUGUUUUUUAAUAAUUGUAAAGCGCUUAGAGCUUUAAGGUAAGCGCUAUAUAAAAAAUGCCUAAAUAAAUAAAUAAUAUCCAUAUGUAAUAUCCACCUGUAAUAUCCACGUGUAACAUCGACCUGUAAUAUCCUCAUGCAACACCCGCCUGUAACAUCCACAGUUUCCAGGCACCCAUGCGAUGAACACAAGUGUGACCACGAUGAGAUAUGCUACGUCCGUCGGGGCCGCCCCUACUGCACGAGCGAAGAGCCCGUCAAAAAACCACGCCCCCAGCGUCGCCACUGAAACGCCCCGAGACAAAAUACAGACAUGAAAGAUCCUAAGCUCCCCGAGACCAUGAUUACAAAGGAACUAAAAGUCAUAAAGGGCUGAUAACACCGUGAAAACCUCCUGAUUACACCCUAAUAACAAAAUUCAAGCAUCAACCAAUUGACAUUCAAAUAAAACGACAUUUUGGAACGACAGAGUCAAAAUUCUAGCAGAGCGAAGAGAUUAGAACAUUUUGAGUAGCACAGAACUUUUAGAAGCUAGAAGAUGUCAAGACUCUAACAGCAACAACCCACAUUUCUGCUCCAACGAAGUAUUUAAUUCUUUUUUUUUUCCUUUACAUAUUUUUUUUCUUAACAUAAUUUUUUUUUCUUUACAUACUUCUUUUUUCAUAUAAUUAGAAGACAUACAAGCAAUAAAGACACAUGUGCACUUUUAGAAUGGGUCUGUUCUAAAUAUUCCUUAUAUUUUGCAUGUUGUUGUUUUAAAAUUUCUUCUUUUUUCCUUUUCUGUGUGCUAUAAUUUGUUUUUAAAAGUGUGUCCUGUACAUGAUAAUUCCCUUUAAGAAAUGCGUGACGAAUGUCCUAAAAAUCCUGCAUUACUCCCGACUUAGUGAUACAAAUGUCCAUGAGAAAUGACUUUUUCGGUGAAGUGCGUGUGUUGUUGUUGUUUUUUUCAUUAGCCAAAUGAAAGCAAUGUCAUUGUUUCGUUUUUCUGUUAGCUUUUUAACCUUUUAUGAAAUUAUCAGCCCCUUCAAUAAAAUGCGUACACCAUUGAAUUCUCAAAUAUUGGCACCAUUGAAUUGUCAAAUAUAGACAACAUUGAGAUAUCAAAUAUUGACAUCAUUUAGUUACCAAAUAUUAUCACCAUUGAAUUGUCAAAAAUUGAUACCGCUGAAUUAUCAAAUAUUAACACCAUUGAAUUAUGAAAUGUUGGCACCACUGAAUUAUCAAAUAUGGAUACAAUUGAACUAUGAAGUACAAUAAUCUUGAUCCAUUAAUUAAAAAAAUAGCUUUAUAAAAAAAUGUGACGGACUAUAAAUGCUGUUUUAUAAUUUGAUGAUAUGCAAUUUUUUUUUAACUCCUGGAUGUUCUACGUUUAUAAAAAAAAAUCGUUUUCAAGACUUGAUUAUCUGUUUUAUUAUAAUUGAUGGACUGCAUUCAAGUUGUGUAAACGAAAUGUAAGAACAAGGUACGCUAGACUUGAAGUCAUUGACAGGACAAAAGAUUUUGACGUUUCGGCGUAGAGACAUCAUCAGAAAACAAGACGCACAAAAAUUCUGAUUCUUAAAAAAAAUGUAAGUCUAGCAUACCUUGUUCUUAUAAUUGUUUCAUUUGUUUUAAACGGUCCAAUGUAGAUUGCUCUUUUUUGAAAGUGUCACCCUUCACAAUCAACCUCCCUAUUGGACAAUAAUUAGACACAUCAUUGUGCACGACUUUUGUUAAAGGGCGCGACCAUUGGUGUCUACCCAGGUCAGCAUCAAAUUAAACAGUACAGGGAAAAUGAAACCGCCCAACUCCCAGCAAGACCAUUCAAAAGAAUUUGAGAGAAGAAUCUGCGGAAAAGAAAUCUGACACCCGACAGAGCGCUCCAGCAGACACAUCCGAUACACUCACACAAAAUGGUCUCACUUGACAGGUGCCCCCAUGCACCAUUGAUUUAAUAAAAUACAUAAUAACGCCAUUAUAAAUUAUAGAUUUUUUUAAAAUAAAAAAAUUCCCAAAAUAACUAUUGAUAUAGCAGCAGUUAUUGCCAUCGCAUUUUUUCAGUGCCUUCAAAGAUGUUAUUUGAGAAAUUAUACGAAUAAUAAGAAGAACAGAUUUGCAGGGCGCAUUCUAUCGCCCGCUAAUGUAGCCGAUAUACAUUUUUUGCAAACAGAUGUAAGAGGGUAAGACAGCUUAGUCUUGGACAAAUUCGAAGGAAAUCAUGGAUACGGUUCUUAAAAAACAAUGGACAUCAACCCUUGAAAACGCUGUAAAAGAAGAAGACAGACGGCAGUACGGAGAGUAUCAAUGGUCGCACCAGGCGUCACGAAUCACAUUCCAAAAUCUGAGUGGUCCGGGACUGAUUAACUGUUGCAAGCGUUGAAUGGAAUGAAACCAGAGAUGCCCAACUAUUUUCAAGUUAAAGACUACAUUUCAUAGAAGUAACGAGAACCCUCGACAAUGAUACAUUUAAAUAUGGGUAUUUAGUAGAUUAAAAAAGUUUUUUUUUAAUUGACUAUUUAGCCUAUUAUAAUUCAAAAUGAUUAUUCGCUAUGACAAUG